Molecule: messenger RNA, 558 nt
Organism: Larimichthys crocea (large yellow croaker)
Lineage: Eukaryota; Metazoa; Chordata; Actinopteri; Sciaenidae
Gene: bglap
Product: bone gamma-carboxyglutamate (gla) protein
Exons: 4
Coding region: 79-372 (97 amino acids)
Biological process (GO): osteoblast differentiation; response to vitamin K; regulation of cellular response to insulin stimulus
Cellular component (GO): extracellular region
Molecular function (GO): calcium ion binding; structural constituent of bone; hydroxyapatite binding
Source: RefSeq, a predicted model, not a curated record
AGAGUGACAGAGCUGUUGAAGUCUCCGGUCCUACUUGUUGCCUGAAACUGCAGACGCUGAAGAAAACAAAGCUGAAAGAUGAAAACUUUGGCCAUCCUGGUUCUCUGCUCCCUGGCAGCCAUCUGUCUGACUUCAGAUGCCUCUGCUGGCGCCCAGCCUGCCGGUGACAGCCCUGCUCAGGGGGCUUUGUUCAUGGAGAAGGAUCAGGCCUCUGCAGUGGUGAGACAGACAAGAGCUGCUAAAGAAUUGACCCUGGCACAGACUGAGAGCCUGAGAGAAGUGUGCGAGACCAACAUGGCUUGUGACGAAAUGGCGGACGCGCAGGGAAUCGUCGCCGCCUACCAAGCCUUCUACGGACCAGUCCCCUUCUAAGAAGCCGAAACCACGACAACUGACUGCUCAUCACAAUUUUUCGUUAUCAUUAAAAUUAUCACCUUUGAGCUCUUCUUUUUUCUUUUUUUUUUCUUUGCAGUUAAGCCAAAAAAGCAUGAGAAGACAUUUCCAAUGUGUGCCAGCGUGUGACACUUGUUACACAAAUCUAAAAGCCUGUAGAGUAGU